AUGACAAACACCCCGGAAGAAGAGACAGCGACGUCAAUACCCAACCAGGAAAGAUCAGGUAAGCGGAGGAAGGUUCGCAAAGGGACGCGAUCUUGCUGGGAAUGUAAGCGGCGGAAGAUCAAGUGUACAUUUGCAUCGACCGAAGAUGUCACCUGCAUUGGCUGUGAGCGCCGACGUGCACCCUGUGUGGGUCAGGAUCUGCCGGAAUAUUUGUCUCCGGCAAGGAAAGGCAACCGGAAUCUCGUUGAGCGCAUCGCAAGAGUUGAAAAGUUGAUGCAGGACUUCAUUGCCAGCAAAGAUGUUGGUGCGACGGGCCACUCCACGAAGGAGGCACGGACAGACCGGCGUUCAAACUCGGAUGCCAUAGAACCUCGCUCAAGGGACUCGGUGCCUUCACCAAUUCGAGCUCCUCUCACUUCGGUGGAGUGUCUUCAGAGAUCCGUUCCAAGCUCACCACCACUUAUACUGGACGCGCAAUCUGUAUCAGGUCAAACCCAUAUUGAAAGAUGCCUGGAUCACUUACUUGAAGCCUUUCCAGGUGAAGAGGAUGCUAAGAUACUCCUCAGAGAGAGCUCCAAACUCUCACUUUACAUCGAUUCCAUCAACCAUCAGCCACAUAGCAAGCUAACAUACGAGACGCUCUCGAGACCAUACUCUAUAGCUGGGCUUCCUCGCCUUGACACCCACCCGGUCAUCUUGGCCAAGCAAAUGCUGCUGUUCGCAAUCACUCUACAGAGCCCGUCUGGGGAAAAGAUUAUCGGCCUUUCUGAGCCACCAGGCGUGCUCAUGCGUUGUUUGAUGACGGCUGCGACGACGUGGGUAACAGCCCAGGAAGACAUGCACGGAACCGUCGAGAGUCUUAUUUGCAUUAUGUUAGAAGGUACAUACGAGGUAAACAGCGGCAAUCUUCGACGGGCCUGGGUUGUUUAUCGCAGGGCAAUGACAGUCGCCCAGUUGAUGGGUCUACAUCGGUCUCCCAUGCCACCACUGAAACGCAUCGACCCAGGGCUGGAUGCGGACCCAGAGUUCAUGUGGUUCCGCAUCGUAUACAUGGAUCGUUAUCUCAGCUUGCUGCUUGGCUUACCCCAGGGCACAACGGAUAGGAGGAUGGGCACGAUGUCCGCUCUGCGGCACGAACCGCCCCUGGGAAAGUUCGAGCGAUGUCUUACAAUCAUUGCAUCUCGCAUUUUGGAACGCAACGAACGAGCCUUUACCACGAUUGAAAUUGCGACAACAAAAUCCAUUGACGCCGAGCUAUUAGGAGUGUCGAAGGGUAUGCCCGCAAGCUUUUGGCGGCUGCCAGAUUUUCAGAACCUCACACCAGGAUCUCCAGAUACCCUGUUGGAGACAGUACGCCUGAGCGCCCAGGUUUAUUACUACGGACUUUUGAUUCAGCUCCAUCUACCGUAUAUGAUACGAAUCAGUGACGAUACCAACUAUGAGUACUCAAAAAUUACUUGCGUUCAUGCUAGCCGCGAGAUCAUGACGCGCUAUAUUGCUCACCGAAGCUUCAACCCCAUGUCGUCCUGCUCGCGGCCCGUGGACUUCUUUACUCUCCUGGCGGCGAUGACACUCCUGCUGGCGCAUCUAGACAAUGGUGAUCACCGAGACGUAAUCAGCCUCCUGGCCCACCAGCGCUUGAGCGACCGCGCCUUGCUCGAUCAAGCAUUGGAGAGAAUGGACAUAAUCAGUAACAUGAAACAUGAUAUCAUAGCCGAAAGAAGCGCCGAACUGAUCCGACAAUUGCUCCAGUUCGAGGCAGACACAGCGGAAGGCAACAGCUACAUUACCAGAAGCUUAACAGAUGAUCAUAAUGACGAUAACAGGGAGAGAGGCGAAGAGCUCCAUUUGCAUAUCCCGCACUUCGGCGUGAUUAAGAUUGGGCGUGGACGCCCUAUAACUCGAGAGCCAUCAGUUGGGCAUGUGACGGCUAGGUCGCAUCGGACGCCGGGCGACUUCACACAUAGAGAACCAUCCGUCACUUUAAAUAAUGGAAACGCGCCCCUAGCUCAUCCGUCGCCUACAACUAAGAAUUCCCUUAGCAAUAUGCAUGGUGUAACUCCAGGCUUCGCCCCUUCAGGCAGCCUGGCCGCAUCGGAGCCGCCAAACGAGCAGUUAUACACCCCCGGGUAUGAGCAGCUCCUUUUGGACAACUCGGGCUUUAGUCAAGACGUAGUUAGUCAGCAGUCGCCGGUGGGACAUCCUGCAUUCGCGGCGGGAGGAGAUGCUUGGACUUUACAAGGUGUCGACAUGGCUUUCUUCGAUCAUCUGAUGAGAGGAACAUCCUGCUUGGAUGCUGGCAGCUUGGAACAGUAA
This is a messenger RNA of Aspergillus pseudotamarii, 2316 nucleotides long. RefSeq lists its product as uncharacterized. The transcript has 2 exons. The coding region runs from base 1 to 2316 and encodes 771 amino acids. Gene Ontology annotation, molecular function: DNA binding; zinc ion binding; DNA-binding transcription factor activity, RNA polymerase II-specific. The record is from RefSeq and is a predicted model, not a curated record. Lineage: Eukaryota; Fungi; Ascomycota; Eurotiomycetes; Eurotiales; Aspergillaceae. Gene Ontology annotation, biological process: regulation of DNA-templated transcription; DNA-templated transcription.